Polychytrium aggregatum is the source of this 3946-nucleotide messenger RNA. RefSeq lists its product as uncharacterized. Bases 98 to 3865 code for a protein of 1255 amino acids. The transcript has 3 exons. Lineage: Eukaryota; Fungi; Chytridiomycota; Chytridiomycetes; Polychytriales. The record is from RefSeq and is a predicted model, not a curated record.
UCUGUUUCGCUGGCCGACUUGACAUUUGGACUCUGGCCCUCUCAACACCCAGAUCACGCCCGACCUCUCUGUGCUUGUCCAGCACCCUCUUACCAACAUGGGCGACGAUCCAUCAGCACCCUCUCCGUCGUCUGCACCAACUACAAACCAGCCAGCUACAAACCAGCUAGCUGCUGGUCUCUCCAGCCCUGCAAACCCUCCCCGCCCCACACAAGACGACUACGCUGGCCGUGGGGCUGCUGGUUUCCCGGGAUCGGUUCCGUUCAAAUCCUCCGAGAUGGAGCUCGAGCCCGGGCAGCGAAGCGAGUUGUCGGACUACACGAGACCUGGACGGCCACCAUCGCCGUCGCCAUCGCCGUCUUCCCAUCCAGCCCACCCUGGCCCCGCCGGCGGCCGCUUCUCGUAUCCAGAUCCAUCCUACGACGGACGCCCGCCGCCCGUUGAUCGAGAUCGAGACCGUGAGCGGGACCGCGACGGCGCCGAACCCGAUCGAAGCUGGGACAGGGACAGAGACAGGGAUAGAGAUCGAGACCGCGAUCGAUACCGUGAUUACGAGCGAGACCGGUUUGUUCGAGAUCCAAGAGACCCAAGAGAUCCAAGAGACCCAAGAGACCUACGGGGCGACCCGCGCGACUUGCGCAGUGACAUCCGGGACCAGAGAGACCCGCGACCCGACCCACGACCCGACCCACGACCCGACCCACGACCCGAUGCAAGAGCCGAUCCAAGAACCGAUGCAAGAGACUCGCGAGACUCAAGAGAUCCCCGAGCCUCUUGGGACUGGGAUCGCGACCGGGAUCGCGACCGACGAAGCUGGGACUGGAGCAUCCGCUAUCGCGACAGAGAAGGCGCUGGAGCCAGCAGCGGAACCGGGCCUGUGACAGCCGCUGCGGGAGCAAAUCCCGGCCCAGGAACUCCUGGCCCGGCAUGGAGGGACUGGGAUCGAGAUUACGGCCGCCGCCGCGACCGAGACUGGGACCGCGACCGGGACCGAGACCGAGAGCGGGACUGGGAUCGUGGCCGGGACUGGGACCGCGACUCCAGGGACCGUCGAGACAGAGACUGGGGCUACUGGGACCGCGAGCGGGAUCGAAGUAGAGGACAAGCAUUUGGCCGCGAGCGGGCUCCCUCGGCCUCGGCCUCGGCCUCGACAUCGACUCUGCCGGCCCCAGCUACGGCCGGUGUUGGGCCGGCACUGUCCGGCACUGGCCCAGCCCCGAUAUCAAGCCCGACUGCCCCGACCCCGAUCGCAGCUACUGUCGCUGGUGCAACUACCGCCCCAUCUCCGAGCGGACCGGCUCCCACCUCGACUCUGACCAACGCUGGAAGCAUCGGUCCCAACCCUUCGACGCCUGGUGCCCCGCCUACCACGCUCGGCAAUCCCAACAUCUCGCCCGGUGUCUGGAACCGCUCCUGGGACCGCGAACGCGAACGCGAUUGGGACGAUCGAGAUCGAGACCGAGGCCGAGAUUAUGAACGCGAUCGAGACCGGGACCGCGAACGGGAGUGGGAUCGCAGCCAAGAGCGAGAUCGACUCUGGGAUCGAGAACGAGAUCGAGAACGAGACUGGGAUCGAGAUCGGGAGCGCGAACGAGACCGGGAUCGUGAAUGGGACCGGGACUGGGAUCGAGAUCGACCUCGAGACUGGGACCGGGACCGGGACCGCGAUCGGACCUGGGACCGAGACCGCUACCGAGAGAAGCCGCGCGAGCCAGACUGGGAUCGAGAUCGAGACCUCCGCAGCCGCGACCGAGACUGGGAUCGAGAUGCAGAAGGCCUCUGGGACCGCGACCAGGAUCGCACUCUGGAUCGCCGCGAGCGACCUUGGGACAAGGAACGGGAUCGCCGAGAGAAGCCCCUUGGUCCCGAACGGCCAGCGGAGGCUCCGCCCCGGGCCACCAGCGAAGGCGAGUACAGCGGGGACGACCGCGAAGGUCCCAGCGAUCCCCAGGGCCGUUUCCGAGACCGCGAGCACGAACGCUAUCCUCCUUACGAACGAGACUGGUAUUCCGACGCCGACCGACUCCGCCGCCGAGACCGACUCGGCCGCCCCGAUGACAAGAUGGACUUUCGGCGAGACCCGCGCGGCCUCCGCGAUCCGGACGACCUGCGGCGAGACUUCUAUGAGCGUAGCGACCCGUAUCAUCCUGGUCAGCGCGAGUGGUCGCGUGGUCGCGAGGCCGCUGACCGGCGAGAGUCUGUUGGUCCCCACGAACGACUGCGCGAAAUGGAUCCGAGAGACCCUGCUGCAAGUAAGCCUCCCCAAGAUUCCUUGAGUGCACUGCCUGGCUCUUCGGAAGUACCGACGCCUGCCCGACCUGGAGACCCGUCGAGCACAGCUUCGACCGACACAUUCGCCCGCCCCCUGGCUGACGAGCGCAACCGAGAGUCGGCACCGGAUCAAAGCGUCGACAUGGACAUGUCGGAGGGCAGCCAGACAGACAUGCUCGCGGACGAGCCGGGCAACAGGGAUGCCUCUGGUGCUGCCUCUUCCUCAGCAAAAUGGGCCUCUGGCGAGCCCAGCACCGCGGGCGCGCAAUCUUCGCACCCAGCGGACACAUCCGGUCGUCGACAAGACAGCGCCCAAGCAUCUCAGUACGGGGAUGGCGCUGCCGGUCCUCAGGGCGAGUCCUCUGGCUUUGGUCGCCAAAGCGACAGUAGCUACGACCGCUUUCCCGAGUACCGCGGCAGAUACGAAGGCAGCGGCCGCGACUACAGCUCGUCGCGAGACUAUCCGCCUGCACGAGACUUGCGCGGCAGCCCGUUUCCCGCUCGCGACGGCCGCGAUCGAGGCGGGUACUAUCCGCGGUCGGACGACUCGUUCUCCCGCGGUCCGUCGCGCUCCGAUGAUCAAUGGGGAUAUGGCCGGCGGCCGCCGCAUCAACCGCUGCAUCGUGGGCCUUCGACUCCACGGGGCCAGUAUGCUCCGUAUGACGACCGCAAGAUCCACAGUGGCCCGUUCCUUCCAGGACAGCCAUCGCCAGUCGCGGCCCAUGCGAUCCCACGCCACUUGCAAUCUUCCAACUCGCCGCUUUCACCGACAACAUCAGCAUCUGCUCCGCACAUGAGCGGCCAUCACGGAGGCUCCUCUGGAUAUGGCCCGUACCAGUCCCCCUCCUCCUACCCCCUCCGACCAGGCAGCCACGACUCGCCCUUGCCUCGCUCCCAGUCCAUGCGCCACCAAAGCCCCGGCACCUACGACAUUCACCGCACCGCCUCGCCGCGUCCCGACGGGUACUCCUCCCAAGCAGCAGCCCUUGGCCCCACUCCGGGCCGAUCUGGGUCUGGAUCGUAUCACUCUGGCACGCCGUACGGUCCUGGAGGGCCGCAGCAACCCGUGUCGUCCCAGACCAGCACUUCGCAGCCGCAGGGCUCCGGGUCGUUCUCUGUGUCUGGCCCACCACUGCAGCCAAACUACAUCAAGAUGAACUGGGACAAGAUGCCCGAGAGCCUGCGAUUUGCCUGGAUGGAGGGCAAGGACGAGAAAGAUGUCGAGCGGUUCCAACAGGAGAUCGAACGAUUCCUGGUCGACGAGGACCAGCACCUCCGAGACCUGCGCAAGCAGCGGUUCGAUCUGUAUCUUGCUGACUGGGAAGUUGAAAAGUACGUUCGGCAGUAUGAUGUCCUGGAGCUGCAGCUCCGACACAUUGACGACCCGGCCUUCGACAUCAACGAUACGAUCGCGCAGCUGUAUCGCAAUGAGGACAUGGCCAUGAUCAAAGAUGAAGCCGUCCCUCAAGAUCAGACCUUGCCUGAUGCAGCUGUCGCUGUUGCGAGCACUGUAACCAAAGCAGAGGAUGCGUCGGUGUUCUCCCCGAGUGUGCGCGACCUGGGUCCGUCAGACCCGAUGGAUACCACGGCCUAGAGACCGAACGUAGUUGGGGCAGAGGCAAUCGCCCGAACCGAAGCUGGGCAAGGAUCGACAAUAAUGACGAGAGUUUUCUAC